Messenger RNA from Gastrolobium bilobum, 767 nucleotides. Its product is annotated as thioredoxin-like protein Clot. The coding region runs from base 95 to 493 and encodes 132 amino acids. The record is from RefSeq and is a predicted model, not a curated record. Gene Ontology annotation, cellular component: cytosol. The transcript has 2 exons. NCBI's taxonomy places the organism in Eukaryota, Viridiplantae, Streptophyta, Magnoliopsida, Fabales, Fabaceae. Gene Ontology annotation, molecular function: protein-disulfide reductase [NAD(P)H] activity.
GGUAAAGGGCGUGGUAAUAAUUCAUCGUUACCGGAAACGUAUCCUUUGAAGAGAAUCUGCAAUUAUUGUUUGUUUAUCUUUGAAGAGCUGAAAAAUGCCGUUGAAGGUGUUCGAGGCGACAGUGUCGACCUUUGACGGGGUCUUUGAGAAGUUCCGAUCAGAGGGUCACCAAAACAAGGCUAAUCUCAUCCUCUUCUUGGCUGACAAAGACCCUGCUACCUCUCUUAGCUGGUGCCCUGAUUGUGUGAGAGCUGAACCUGUAAUCUACAAGAAGCUGGAGGCUUCACCUGAUGAUAUUGCACUUUUGAGAGCUUAUGUUGGAGAUAGACCAACAUGGAGGAACCCCCAGCAUCCAUGGAGGGUGGAACCUAGGUUCAACCUCACUGGGGUGCCAACUUUGAUCCGCUGGGAGAAUGAUGCAGUCAAAGGUCGCCUUGAGGACCAUGAAGCUCACCUUGAAAACAAAAUUGAAGCUCUUGUUGCCGACAAAUGAUUGCCGGUGGAUCUUAGAUAGUUGGUAUCACAUUUAAUUUUAACAGUUUAUGGUAUACUCUUUUCAGCAAUUCAUCCAUCUCAUUCUGGGCUCAUAGCUAUGCUGAUAAACCAUGUAAUAAAUGUUGAGUACGAACGGUGACAAGGGAAGUCUAUGUAGAAGACAGUGGUUGGUUCUUACAUAGUGUUUUAUGGUGUGUGUUUGUAUGUGUGUGUGUGUGUUUUUAAUGGUUUUGAGCAUCAUACAUGUUCUGGCUAAUCCUAGAUAAUGUUCA